UUUCUUAAACAUAUUUUGGGAGAAAAACUCCAAAACUCGUCACAAACCAAAAAAAAAAACCAUGCCCUCUGAAAAAAGGCAAACUAAUUCCUUUCAAGAAAAUGAAAGAAUGCUUUUGAGCUAUUUUAAUUCGGAAAAUACAUUUCUUACUGAUUUAAAGAAGCAUUGUUGUGAAACAUCGAAAGCUAAGGACUUUUACUUCCAUGUCCUAGCAAAAGUGAAAGAAGCAGUGAUAACAAAUAAAGUAGAUCAUUUUGAAAGACUUUGUGAUGUUGUUGAAUACACGAAUAAUGAGAAUAUCACAAAAAAAGAAUUUCUCAAUGAUGAGGAAAAUCCUUUCUUUGAUACUAAUUUAAUUAUAUUAAGUUGCAAGCACAAUAGUCCUAGUGUUCUAAAAUAUUUGUUUCAAAGCAAUUGCAAAGUCUUGGGUAUUUUGGCCCCGGAGACUUCCGCAAUCGAUGCGUAUCAUCCAGAUCUUGUGGAUUCAGAACAACAAAAUGCUUUUUACUAUGCCAUCCGAUCAGAUAGCAUAGAUGUCCUUUCAAUACUUAUUCACGAAUGGCCUGAAAUGAACUUCACCUCUAACCCUCGAAAACUAGAAGAACUUCUUUCCGCGGCCUACGACGAGCUAAAAUUGAAAAGGGUGCCCCUUUCUGAUGAGAUGGAAACAUUUGUAGAAAGUAAAUUAAUAGACCUCAAGUUUUGGUCUGAAAAUUCUUUAUCAGUUAAAGAUACUGAAAGUGAUACCAACAAUAUCAUUUCACGGAUUAAAUUAACGAUUGAAAAAAUUGAAUUUAUGAAAAAUGAGUACUCUCGUGCAGAUGUAGAUGACGUAUUUUUACUCACUGGGAAGUUCAUUCUGCAGAAUAUGCAUGUGCUUAAGCGACAACUGAGAUCAACUUACAAUAAGCUACCGUGGGAGGAGGUUGAAUUCUGUUUAGUGAGCUUUAUUUCUUCUCGAAUUAAGUAUCAUGAAAUGAAUCUAUUGACAGUCCUUUCCUUGAAUAAAGAAUCAAUAAUCAACUACCUGGAAAGAGGUGUGUGA
Messenger RNA from Bemisia tabaci, 1045 nucleotides. The record is from RefSeq and is a predicted model, not a curated record. Lineage: Eukaryota; Metazoa; Arthropoda; Insecta; Hemiptera; Aleyrodidae.